AUGAGGGACAGCUUUGUGAAGGAGUUUUUCACAGCAUAUGGUCCUGAUUAUGUGCUGGAAAUCACGCCAAGCUGCCGGCCAGACCGCAAUGAGCCCCACCGAAUCCAGCAAAUCCUCAACUACAUCAAAGGGAGCAGAAAUUCCAUUGAUAAUGUCAUUGAGAAUCUCCUGGACUCAGUGGGCAGAGAAAACCUGCAGCUCUUGCUGACUGAAGAUGAAGUGUGGAAGGUGUUUGUGGCUGAGGCUGAGUUGUCCAGGGAUGAGGCUGUACAGCUACGUGAUGCUCUGGAGGAGUUGUUAGUAGACAUGGCUGUGGAGGACAAAGAUAGGCUCCAAAAAGAACAGCAGGCAAGGGAAAGGUUUUUGGAAACAUUUCAUCAGGUGAAAAUGGAGCUUGUGGAGCAAAUAGGAAAGCUCUGGGAUCUUGCAGACAAGGUUGAGAAGGUACACAGGGACUGUACCAUCUCCAAUUUGGUGGUUGACUCCACAAGUGCUGCCUCUGGAGUCCUGAGCAUUCUUGGCCUGGUUCUGGCACCUGUGACAGCAGGGGGCAGUCUGAUGCUCUCAGCAACUGGGAUUGGGCUGGGAGCAGUGGCUACUUUGACAGGUACUGUCACUAGCAUCCUGGGAAGUGCAAGGAGAUUGUCAGUGGAAGCUGAAGCCAGCCACCUGCUGUCAACCAGCAUGAACAAAGUAAAGGGAGUUGCAGGGAUAGUAGCUCAGACCACACCCAGAGUUAUUGCCUUAACCAAGAUGUGCAAAUGUAGCCUGAAAGUGAUUGAGAAGAGCAUCCAAGCUAUCAAGCUGGCCAAAGCCAACCCUCGCUUAGUAGCCAAUGCCAAGUAUCUCAUGACUAGUGGGAGAAUCUCAGCUCGAAGCACCAAGCAAGUGGAGAAAGCCUUUGGGGGCACUGUGCUGGCAAUGACCAAAAGAGCCCGGAUGAUGCUUGCAGCCAGCUCAGGUUUUUUCCUUCUGAUGGAUGUGAUCAGUCUUGUGAAAGAGACAAAGCAUUUACAGGAGGGAACAAAGACAGAGUCAGCUGAAGACCUGCGCAGGCAGGCUGAGGAGCUGGAGAGGAUGUUGGAGGAACUCAUCCAGAUCCAGGAGAGUUUGUAGUCAGGCCCCACUCAGUGA
This is a messenger RNA of Castor canadensis (American beaver), 1134 nucleotides long. NCBI's taxonomy places the organism in Eukaryota, Metazoa, Chordata, Mammalia, Rodentia, Castoridae. The record is from RefSeq and is a predicted model, not a curated record.